Molecule: messenger RNA, 2202 nt
Organism: Thermochaetoides thermophila DSM 1495
Lineage: Eukaryota; Fungi; Ascomycota; Sordariomycetes; Sordariales; Chaetomiaceae
Exons: 5
Coding region: 1-2202 (733 amino acids)
Biological process (GO): actin filament polymerization; 'de novo' actin filament nucleation
Cellular component (GO): actin cytoskeleton
Molecular function (GO): nucleic acid binding; zinc ion binding; profilin binding
Source: RefSeq, a predicted model, not a curated record
AUGCCUGACACACCCCUCGACCAGAAGCCUGCAGAGAGGGAGCCAGAAUGCUUCAACUGCGGAGAAAAGGGCCAUUGGGUUACUGCUUGCCCUGAACCUAUUCGGCCAGAGCCUGUUGGCGUCAAGCGCUUCAGGGCGCAGAAGUCGCUGGAACUACAACAACCGAAACAGGACCAUGCACGCUCAGGAAGCAGAAAACCUCCGGUCAUUACUCGCUAUCCUCCUCCAGCGCUCCCGCCAGGAACACAUUAUGGCCAGCCGGCUCCUCCACCUCCUCCUUAUCCCCCCGGCGUCCCCCCUCCCCCUCCCCCUCAAGGCUAUCCCCAAGCCCCUUAUUCUUCGACCUCUUAUCCUGGGGGCUACCAGGCACCAACUCAACCAGUGCAAUAUGGACAGCAUGCGACGUCAGCUCCCCCGCCGCCUGCUACUUAUAGCCACCAAGCUCCUUAUGGCCAGCCCCAGUUCAAUAACUCGUACCCCGCUCAGCCAGGCUAUUACUCGCAACCUGCGGGGUCCCUACCUCCUCCUCCUCCUCCUCCUCCUCCCCCUCCUCCUCCUGGCCCAUCCUAUCCCCCUACCCCCUCUAUCCUCCGGGACCCCCAGGUUCAUACCCCCCUCCUCCUCCUCCUGGGGCUCACUACCCUCCUCCUCCGGGCUGGACCCCUCCGCAACAUGCCCCUCUGCCUCCUCCUGCAGUUGCUGCAAAUCAAACUCCGUCGGGUGGCCAUCGUGGAAGGCACCAGAAGGGCCCUGGGCAGAAACAGCAGCGGGACCACCAGCGGGACCGUCAGCGAUCGCAAGGACCGCCGAUCAGCAAAGGACGAUGGCAAGUCCAAGAGCGAGAAAGCUGAGGAGAAAAAACGCUCCUCGAAGAAAGAUGACGACAACGAUGGCGAGUGGGAUCCUACUUCUGAGGAGGAUAUGAAACAUGUCUUCCCCGAGAUCAAAGUCAAGCCUGCUGACCCCGUGGGCAUUCCUCUCCCUGCAGAGUACACAGAUGCUCCGACUAUCCCCCCAGCCUACAACGCGACCUGCCUUAAGUCUGAGUUCUUCAAGGAAGAUGACAAAGAAGAAUUCGCUCGCUCGAUCCGAGAACACCCAUGCUGGGCUACUCUGAGUAUUGAUCCGGCUUUUAGACAAUACCCGGGCAUGAUUCUUCGGCGUUUCCCCGAUAGCCAGCACGAGUAUCCGACCUAUGAGCCAUCGGCACCUCCCCCACCCGAUGCAAAGAUCAAGAUGCCGCCGAAGUUUAAGAUCGACAGGGCUGCUUUGAAGGAAGCUCUAGAAAAGCAAAAGGAGGACGGCUACUGGAAAGAUGACCGCAACGGCCACGCUUCCCAUCGUUCACCAUACAGCCGCGACAAGCAUGACAACGGGUAUGACAGAUACGGCAACUAUGACAGGGGCUACGGAGAUUCCCGGGACGAGCCAUAUUCACGUCAGCCCCGCAAACGAUCUGUCGACGAACCUUACGAUCAUGAUCAUGGCGAUCGAGACCCAAAACGUCGUCGGUGGUCGCACCACGAUCGUGAGCGAUCCAGAGAUCGCUGUUACAGGCCCAUGUCUCCCUGGGCCGGGUCACCACGCCGCAGACGCAGUCAAUCCCCGAGGUUCAACAUCUCCGCAGACCUUUGGGCCCCGCAAGCCGGUGAGGGUUCGCUGAGCCGUUCAAACGACCGCCGGUAUCCAGACUCUCAUACCGAUAACUGGCCGUCUUCGAGAGAUGGCAGGACAAGCUCUUUCAAGGAGAACCGCCAGGACAGUGGGUACCACAGCGCGCAAUCACAAGAAAGGGGCUCCUAUCGUGAGGGCGACCGCGACCGUUGGUUGUCAUCCUAUCGGCCCUAUCAACGGGAUAGAUCAUCAUCUCGCUGUCCAAGCCGCAUGCGCAGCAACAGCCGCAGCCGUAGUCACAGCCGCACUCCGAGUCGAAACCGCGUUCGGGGCCGUAGCAGGCUUCGGAGCCGGAGUCAUGGCAGGAAUAACCGGCCGUCUACGUCGGAUUCGAAGAACGGUGCCAAUCAAGAGGAGCGGGCUCGCAGCCCCUCACCGUUAACUGCUAUUGAGGCUGAGUUGCUUGGGUUGGCUGCUGGAUCGGAGUCUAAUGAGCCACCGGGAGAGCCCAAGCCGAAGCCCAAGCCGGCUGCGAAGAAGCCGAUUCGGCGGCCGCAGGUUGCGGAAGCUUUCAGUCGCCGUUGGUAA